GAGGUCUCAAUGUAUUCGAUUUUUUUCUCUCGGUUGCUCAAAUACUCCGACAAAUCCUGUCAUCGAGGGAGCACGACCGAGGAGGGGGGAUAUGAGGGGUGGCUGGUGAAAGGCACCUGCCCUGGCUGCUGGCCUGUCCCCGAGGAGCAGCGUGAUGACAAACUAAACUAACAGGGCUGUUAAAAACACACACAUGCACGCACAUGCACGCACACACGUGUGCCGGGGAUCUCGGUGCCACUUGCUGAAAGGGGGGAGCUGGGGGACCACUGUGGGAGGGCUCUGGGGCUGCCAGGGCUCUCCAGAAUCCCUGCAUCCCACUAAAUCCUGAGUUUCCUGGGUGCGUGGGUGUGGAUGUCUCUUUUUAGAAGGUUUUGCUGGAAAGGAGAUGGCUGGAAGCCAAGCCUCGGGAGCUGAGUGCUUUGCUCAAGAUGGGAAAUUCCUCUCACACAGACAGGACCAGGAACCCGACAGGCUGGGGUGCUGCCCUGCCCACGGGACACAUCCCACCCCUCCUGCCCAUGCUCCCUCCUUCCCAGCCGGAGGGGCAUUCAGCGAGCAACACUAAAAAAUGCACAUUUUGGCCGAGCACGACGCGGAAGGGGUUGGGACGUGACGCAAUGCCUGGCAGGGCUUCCCCACUCCACGCUCUGCCGGGGACUGCAGAUGCCGAGGCUUGGCCAGGGCAUCUCCCCUCCAGCAAACCCCGGGGCCCCCCAAAAGGAUGGGGCUCUGCCUGGCUCUGCUCCCUCACCCCAAAAGCAGGGCUGGGACGGGCUGCCGGGGUCGCGCUGGUGGAGCCCAGCCAAGGCUGAAUAGACUUUCCCUGAGUCACCAAAAGUCUGGCCAAGAGAGGGGGACGAGCGAACGGCCUCACCCCGGGCAGGUGCCAGCAAGGCCUGGGGGUGUCAAUCUGCACACCAGGACCUGCCCCAGAGCCCGAAACAGCAGCUGUGACACCCAAAAUCUCCAGCUGGGUGUGGGUUUGGUGCGACUCAGAGCAGUUUCCAGCAACACCCCGACUCGGCUGGGGGUGGGCCUUUUCUGCUGGGCGGGGGUGCCAAGUCUCCUGGCUUUGCAUCCCACACCAAGCAGCUGCUGCAUUAUUUGGGUUUUUGGGGUUUUUUUCUCCUUUUUUGGCAAAAGCCUCCCCCGGAGCAUUCUACUCCCGGAGGGGGACUGGCAGCAGCAGUGUUUUCCGGCCCGCCGUUGUUCCUGAAAACUCUCUGGGUUUCAUUUUCGAGGCUCAGCAGCUGCUGCUGCCAUGCUGGGGGAAGGCGGAAGCUGCUCGGCCCCACACUGGGGCCCUACAGUGGAGCCUCCAAGCCUCCCCUUUCCAGAGGUUGGGAGCCACAAUGUGCCGAAGGCAGGGCUGGCAAGGCCCUAGCCCACAACACCUUCCCGGCGUGCAGGAAGGACCCGUGUGUGUUCCCCAUGGAGAUCCGACGCGCUUUGCCCACAGAUAUGCGGGAGCUGCUGCACUGCUUGAAGAUGAAGAGCAAGUACGCCGUCCUGCUGGUCUUCGUCAUCAGCCUCGUCAUCAUCGAGAAGGAGAACAACUUCAUCUCCAGGGUGUCGGACAAGCUGAAGCAGUCCCCGCAAGCACUGGCAGAGGCCAACAGCACAGAGGCCAGCCCAGCACCGGCCAAGAACGGCUCGCUGGCCUCGCUGCAGGAGCUGGACGCUGCCUUCUCCCAGCUGAGGUCCCACCUGUACAACAUCACCCUGCAGCUGGCAGCCGACGGGGACGUGGGGCCACGGCGGCACGUCCUGCUGAUGGCCACCACCCGCACUGGCUCCUCCUUCGUCGGAGAGUUCUUCAACCAGCAGGGCAGCAUCUUCUACCUCUUCGAGCCCCUCUGGCACGUCGAGAAGACGGUGACCUUCCUGCCGGGGGGAGCCAGUGCUGUGGGCUCAGCCUUGGUUUACCGAGAUGUCCUCAAGCAGCUCCUCCUCUGCGACCUCUACAUCCUAGAGAACUUCAUCUCGCCGGUUCCCGAGGGCCAUCUGACGCCCUUCUUGUUUCGGCGGGGCUCCAGCCACUCGCUGUGCGAGGAGCCCGUCUGCACGCCCAGCACCAAGAAGGUCUUUGAGAAGUACUACUGCAAGAACCGCCGCUGCGGCCCCCUCAACAUCACGCUGGCGGCCGAGGCGUGCCGGCGCAAGCAGCACGUGGCCCUGAAGACGGUGCGCAUCCGGCAGCUGGAGUUCCUGCAGCCGCUGGUGGAGGACCCUCGGCUGGACCUGCGCAUCAUCCAGCUGGUGCGGGACCCCCGCGCCGUCCUGGCCUCGCGCAUGGUGGCCUUCUCGGGCAAGUACGAGACCUGGAAGAAGUGGGCGUCCGAAGGGGAGGCCCCGCUGCACGAGGAGGAGGUGCAGCGGCUGCGGGGCAACUGCGAGAGCAUCCGCGUGUCGGCGGAGCUGGGGCUGCGGCGGCCGGGCUGGCUGCGGGGCCGCUACAUGCUGGUGCGCUACGAGGACGUGGCGCGGGCGCCGCUGCAGAAGGCGCGGGAGAUGUUCCGCUUCGCCGGGCUGCCCCUCACCCGCCAGGUGGAGGAGUGGAUCGGCAGAAACACGCAGGCUCCCCCCGACGGCAACGGCGUCUACUCCACGUGCAAGAACUCCUCGGAGCAGUUCGACAAGUGGCGGUUCAGCAUGCCCUUCAAGCUGGCGCAGGUGGUGCAGGACGCCUGCGCCCCAGCCAUGCAGCUCUUUGGCUACAAGCUGGCCAGCAGCCCUGCAGCGCUGGCCAACCGCUCCUUCAGCCUGCUGGAGGAGGCACAGCCCGCCUGGGUCACGUAGUGGCGCGGGGCCGCGGCGGCGGGGCGGAACGAGGGGCUGCGGCCGUGCUCCCGGCCGGCCCGGAGACCACCUGGGGGUCCCUGCUCCCAAAAAUGCUCCUCGCUGCUGCCAGAUGGCAGCCCCAGGAGCCGGAGCGUCUUGGCAGAGCUGGCCCCGGGGUCCUGCAGAGCCUGAAUUAUACAAUUUCUCCGGGAAUGGGGAAUUGUAAGGGUGAGGGGCAGUGGGGUCGGCAACAGGGCCACCUCCCCAGCUCGGGAGCUGCACUGAGGAAGAGGAGGGUGAUGGCAAGCAGAGGGGCACAGGACCAAGCACCUCUGGCUUGCCUUCCCCCAUGCCAGCUGGGACGGGGCAAGGACAAAAUUCCUGUGGUGCCAGCAAGCGCCCAGAGACCUUCUUGGUUUAGUGCCUUCAUACAGCAGCAGAGACUGGAAACUGCCCACAGAGCCCUGGACGGCACUUGGGCUACAACAAAAUGAGGUGACUAUGGUUUGGUGCUCUUCAAACUUGGUUUUGGAGGUUUGGGUUUAUUUCCUUUUUUCCCUGUGUAUUUGCAUACCAGGUGAAUUUAUUUAUUUAUUAUGUGAACAGGAGGGGGAGGCUGGUCAAGGAGCUAAGCCCAAAAAUCAGAGCAGCGCAACAUACCACAAAGGGGGACACCCAGAACAGAGGUCACAUUUUAGCUGGACACCACCACGUGUCCUUCUGCAUGAUUUUGGGAGAGCCCCCGGGGUCUGAGGGGCUGUAAACCCCCCCAAGCCCCGUGCAGCACCAACUGGGAACUUCAGCGGUGCUGAAAGACGGUCAGACUUGUCUGAGUAAAAACAAAGCCACCAGCACAGAGUCCAAAGCAUCUCCUGUCUCCUUAGUAUUGGUGGGUGUCCCCUGCCCAGGGGAGUCCCAGAAAUACGUGUUAACAGCACUGAUGGGUGGCCAAACCUGGUAGAGGCCCAGGGAGUUUCAGGGUGUUUGCCGUUUGCAGAUGUUGACCCAGUGCCGAGCUGCCCCCUCCAAUUCACAUUUCAUUCAUUAAAAUGCCUAUUUUUA
Messenger RNA from Passer domesticus (house sparrow), 3846 nucleotides. RefSeq names its product carbohydrate sulfotransferase 3 (gene CHST3). The record is from RefSeq and is a predicted model, not a curated record. Gene Ontology annotation, cellular component: trans-Golgi network; Golgi membrane. Gene Ontology annotation, molecular function: chondroitin 6-sulfotransferase activity; N-acetylglucosamine 6-O-sulfotransferase activity. The transcript has 3 exons. Gene Ontology annotation, biological process: N-acetylglucosamine metabolic process; carbohydrate metabolic process. NCBI's taxonomy places the organism in Eukaryota, Metazoa, Chordata, Aves, Passeriformes, Passeridae. The coding region runs from base 1435 to 2802 and encodes 455 amino acids.